GCGGCGUGAGGGGGGUCCCGGGGGGGAUCCCGGGGGUCCCGGGCCACGUUCCCUUUGGAAUCCCGGUACCCCCGGGUGCGCCGCCUCCUCGGCCUCUUUGCUUUUACUUCUUGUCUUUUUGGUUAAUUGCCGUUUUUUUUCCAGCGGUGGACAGAAAGCGGGCAAGGAGUGGAGCAGAAAAUAGCAGCCCUCAGAUCCCGCAGGCCUGAGGGGCGAAAGCGGUGUGGUGUUUUUUUCCCCCCAAAACAACCCCAGAAAUGCUCCCCAGCCAAAGCGGAGCUGGCGGGAGACGGAAAUUCCAUCAGCAUCCGCUGCGCUCAGAGCAUUCCAUCAGGGAAGCGAUCCCCGCGGGCGGUGGGAGCCGCUCCUUGGAUAGAGCCCUCCUUGUCCGCCGCCUUUGUGCGGCGCCCUGGCCGGCACCUCCCUUCUGACGGCGUGAAAAGGCUCAGGGAUCGCUUUUCAGGAGAGAUCCCUGCGGACCUUCCCUUUGAAAUGAAUGAAGCAGCCCCGCUGUCUUCCUCUGUUAUCUAAAAUCACGGCCACGGGUAUCGUUUGUGUGAGACAAUUGAUUGGGUGUUUGGGCUGUUUUCCCGUGUUUUUGAGGCCAGUGGAAAGUUUCCACCGUGCCUAUAGCUGCGGUCCUACAUCCCUCCUCAGUCCUGCCCGAGGAUUUGGGAUUGCUUCUUCCUGUCGCCAGGGUUAAUCUGGAUGCGUCGCUGCCACGGGCAACCUGACGUCUGAAUUUUUUGGGGCUUGUUGGAAAAUGAGAGCCCGAGGCUCAUAGUCCCGCGGGAGAAGCUGUGUCCUGAUGGCCGUGGAUGUGGGAAAAUCGCCUUCUGAGGAGUCACUGAGCGGGAAGGGCGAUGGGAGGUGGGCCAGCGCCGGCACGGAGAUGGACUUCCCGGAGCUGGCAGGGAGCCUGCACCAGCUUUUAGGGACAGAGGAAGCCAAGCCCAGCCUGCAAGUGACAGAGGGUGUGGCAGUGAGCAGACACAGUCACAUUGCUACUGAUGUUACCCACGGUGGCUCCAGCUGCCACCCAGAAGUGUCCUCAGCAUCUACACCCAAAAUUCCCAGAGCAAGAGAAAACUCCUCAGGGAAAGUGUUGUUAGUGGAUAGAGCUGCUGAUGGUGACCCUGUGCCUUGUCGAGCUGGCCACUGGUUCCUCUCCUCAAAAGAACAGCAGGUGAAGGCAUCGGGCGGUUGGGAGCCGGUGUCCAGCCCUCCCAGCCGGCGCAGCUCUGCCGAAGAGAACAUCCUUGCUGGCGGCCGCCACGAUGCCCAUGUUGGCCGUCGGAGACAAAGUCUGGCAGCUCAGUCCCCGUGUCCUUCCACCCCAGAGCUCCUGCGGCCCCAAACUCCGCCCAGCCCCGGGAGCGCCCUGCGGAGCCGCUCCGUGCUGAGCUUCUCCGCUCUGUCCUCAGAAGGAAACGGCCCCUCCGAGGAGCCGUCCGGAAGCUUGCUAGGCAGCACGGAUGUCCCUUCUGCAGCCACCACGGCUGCCCAGGACCUGAGCUGCCGAUGGGCAGUGGAAAGCAGGGCCCUGCAGAGGCGGGAGCCCCCGGGCGCUCCGCUCGAUUACCGCAGCAGCGUGGGGCGCAUCCGCGAGAUCUCCUCCUACCAAGCCGAUUACUGGGCCUGUGCCAUUCCGGAUUCACUGCCCCCGUCUCCGGACCGCAGCUCGCCCCACUGGAACCCCAACAAGGAGUACGAGGACUUGCUGGACUAUGCUUACCCGCUGAAGCCGAGGUACAGGCUGGGAAGGAUACCGGAGCCUUUCCUCCAUGACUCAGGAGUAGGUCUGGACAGCUUUUCUGCUUCUCCUGAGGGCGUGUCCAGGUCCACCAGCAUCUACGGCCGAGCUGGGCAGGCUCGGGGAAGCAGAGAAAAUGGACUUUGGGAGUUUGUGGCCUCUGCAGAGAGAUUCUCCACCCCGAGGCCCGGAAAAAGAGGCUGCUCAGGAGCUGGCUCAUACUUUGAACCUUCACCUAUUGCCAAAGCAUCAUUUGCAAGGAGUGCUUCCUCUCAUCUUUCCAGAGGUUUUGCUAAGGAUGUGAGGGUGGAAUCUUCUGGGCCAAGCUCACCUGGGCGCCCUGCUGCCGAUGGGAGAAGGUGGGAUACCAGAGGAAGCCCCUGCCCAAACUACACAGGGCAGGUGAAAAGCACCAGGAGGUUUUUACCCACCACAGGAAUGCUCCCCCUUGGGAAGGAGUGGGAGAGUGAUGAAGAAUUUCUUUCCCUGCCUCCAAGACUGAAGGAGCUGGAAAGGCUGGCUCAGUUUUUGUCCAGUCUUUCCUUAACAAUAAGGACGCCUGGGCAUGACCCCCUUAACCUUCCACAUCACAGCACCAGCAAGCAGCCCCUUUCAUCUAGGUUGGCUCCUUUUGAAGAAGUGAGAGGUGGGGAUGACAGAGGGAGUAUUGAGGGUUAUGCUGGGCUGUGGCAACACCGCAGCUCCCGAAAGCCCAUCUGGGAAAACACAGAAUUGUGUGGCUGGAUCCACAGGGAUCCUCCCCGCGGGCUUCAUCUACCAACUGGUCUCAGGGACACAUUGGAUGGCAUGUGCCUAAAUGAGCCACGGGUCAAGGGGCAUCCAAAGAAGAGCCAGCAGAGCGAGUCCCUUAUCCAGUGUGUUAAGAUGUUUUGCUGCCAGCUGGAAGAGCUGAUCCACUGGCUGUACACCGUGGUGGAUGUCACCGGCAGCUGGGUGCCACCCUCGCCGGAUGCCGAGAGCGUGUUGGCAUCGCUGCACCGCUACCUGGAAUUCAGGAAGGAUGUGGCCGACCACCGGAGCCUGACUGAGAGCGUGCUGGAGAGGGGAGAAGCUCUCCUGGACUGCAUGGCAUCAAAUUCACCAGCCCUGAAAGACACGCUGGCUCUGAUUGCCAAACAGUCGGAAGAGCUCGAAAGCCACGCAGAGCACCUGUACAAGUCCAUCCUGGCUGCCGUGGGGGGCAAGGACACGGGGCAGGACAAGGAGGGCGCAGCACACGGCUGCUCCCUGGGUGCUGCCUCUGUCAGACCUAGGCUGCGUUAGCCCAUCUCAGGAGGGCUGAGAAGAAUUGCAGCAAGCACCAAACCACCUCCAUCACCUCUCCAGAGAUGCCAAAAUCUGUGUCCAGUUGCCCACAGGGCUGAUUUCAGCGUUGGGUUUGUACUAUGGCUUGAGAAAGGUGCCCUGUACAGCAGGUGUGCUGGGAUGUCCGGAGUUGUGUCAGAAAUGUACAGCUGGUUUUUUUUAACAUAGCUUCCCCUUUUUUAUUGAAGUGGACUGUUCCGUGUUAGCAAAACGUCAGGAACAGUUUUUUAACUCAGCAAUCCAUAGUGUGCCGUGCGCUCGCUAAGUAAAGCCGUGUGAUUUUAA
Vidua chalybeata is the source of this 3364-nucleotide messenger RNA. RefSeq names its product centrosomal protein 68 (gene CEP68). The record is from RefSeq and is a predicted model, not a curated record. The transcript is spliced from 7 exons. Bases 809 to 3037 code for a protein of 742 amino acids. NCBI's taxonomy places the organism in Eukaryota, Metazoa, Chordata, Aves, Passeriformes, Viduidae.